GUUGUCUCUGAGGCUCCAGUGACAUGGUUGCAGCUGAGCAUGGUCCUCUCAGCUUCUGUGCCUACUGCCGUGGCCUUGGUGGCAGGCACCCUCCCUCCGGGGUCAGCCCAGGGCUCUCCCCACCCAUGCAGUCCCUCACUCCCACCAGUGAGGGACUCAGUGGCCCCCUUUUGGCGGCCUACUCUCGUCCCGCCUUCAAAUUCCAGCCUCGAAGAGAAAGUGUAGACUGGAGGCGCAUUAGCGCCCUGGACGUGGACCGCGUGGCAUGGGAGCUGGAUGUGGCCACCCUGCAGGAGAACAUUGCCAGUGUCACCUUCUGCAACUUGGAUGGGGAGGUGUGCAGCCGCUGUAGGCAGCCGGUGGACCCGGCGCUGCUCAAGGUGGUGCGGCUGGCACAGCUCAGCAUCGAGUACCUGCUGCACUGUCAGGAUUGCCUGAGCACCAGUGUAGUCCAGCUAGAGGCACGGCUGCAGGCCAGCCUGGGCCAACAGGAGCAUGGCCGCCAGGAGCUGGGCCGCCAGGCUGAUGAGCUCAAGGGUGUGCGGGAGGAGAGCCGCCGGCGGCGCAAGAUGAUCAACACCCUGCAGCAGCUGCUCCUGCAGACAGGUGCCCAGAGCUACCACACGUGCCACUUGUGUGACAAGACGUUCAUGAAUGCCACCUUUCUCCAGGGCCACAUGCAGCGCAGGCAUGCGGGCAUGGUGGAAUGUGGAAAACAGAAGAAUCAGGAGCAGCCCAUAGAGGAGGUGUUAGAAGAGCUGCGGGCCAAGCUAAAGUGGACCCAAGGGGAACUGGAAGCCCAGAGGGAGGCAGAGAGGCAGCGGCAGGUCCAGGAAGCAGAGAUCAUGCGUCAGAGGGAAAUGGAAGUUAAGAAAGAAUUUGAUGAAUGGAAAGAAAAAGAGCAGGCCAAAUUAUAUGAGGAAAUAGACAAGUUCAAAAAAUUACUUUGGGAUGAAUUUAAAAGCAUUAGCAACCAAAACUCUGCACUAGAAGAGAAGCUGCAGGCACUGCAGUCCUAUGGUGUGAUGAAGUCCAACCUCGGGUCCCUGCAGGAUGAGGAGCCCAAGGAGCAACUCAUGCAGGCUCAGGAGCUGCAGGCCUUAAAGGAGAAGAGAACAGAAUGGAAGAGGAAAAUGAAGGCCCUGAAGGAAAAGCAUAUAGCUCAGAAGAAGGAGGUGCAGGCCCUAUGGGCACUGGAUACCCAAAGGUCCCUUCUGUGCCACCAGCUGCAGGAGCAGGACAAGAAGCUCCAGGAGCGGGACCAGAGGCUCCAGGAACGGAACCAGACACUCCAGGAGCAGAAGCAGACGCUCCUGGAGCAGAAUGAGAUGCUCCAGGAGCAGAACGAGAGGCUGGAAAAGCAGAACCAGAGGCUCUGGGAGCAGAACAACAAGAGGCUCCAGAAGCAGAGGAAAGCAGCUGCUCAGACCCAGCACCAGAUCACUGCCCUCCAUGCCCAGCUCCAGGAACAAGCGAGGCGGAUCGCCGCCAAUGAGGAGAUGAUCCAGACCAUGUCUCUCAAGAAGGUGGAGGCUGGGGAUGGGUUCCAAAGCCCUGGAGCCACUAAUCACUCCUUAGAGAUCCGCAAGGAUCAGAAGACUGAGGACACAGAAGAGGACUCUUCUAAGAAAGAGCUGGAAGACCACCUCAGGGCACAGCGGCAGAUGCUGGCAGUUCUAAAGCACAACCGCGUCUUGCUGAACCAGUUCCGGUCAGUCUUGGAGGAAGUCCUGGAAGAGAGGCUACAGAGCAUGGGGAUAAAGAGAGAUGCAAAAGGAAUCUCUGCUCAGACCUUCGGACACCUGGAGCCUCUGGUACGAGCCGGGCGAGAGCAGAAGGCACGGAAGUUUCCUGAAUUUCUGAGUCUAAGGAAGAAGUUCAUCAAGGUAGUCACCAGGAAAGUGAAGGAGAGACAGAGGAGUGGGUCCGCAGUGUCCCAGCCAGAUGGCAAAGCUCCAGUCAAAAAUCCACGGAACCCUCUGGUCAUCAAAGAGGCCCACCCAAAGGCCAGGACCCAGCAUGUGGCAUUGCCAUCCAAGCCAGCAGAACCCCCAGUGACAACUCUUCAGAGAGGUGGUAACCCAAGGCCCACCCCUGCUCCACGCUCCAGAGCCCCCAGACCCUCGGGCACACCUGCUUGCCCAGGGCCUGGGCUGAGAUGACUCCUGGCUGGCAUUCGGGGCUGAUGACUACCGGCUAGGAGCAGGGCUGGCUCUGGGCAAACCAAACAAGAUUGCAAGUGGUGGAGCAUGUGGCUUUUACCGUUUCCUGGCCCGCGCACCCCUCACAUCUUCUGCU
Phacochoerus africanus (Common warthog) is the source of this 2298-nucleotide messenger RNA. It is a transcript of the gene DZIP1L, whose product is annotated as DAZ interacting zinc finger protein 1 like. Gene Ontology annotation, cellular component: cytoplasm; ciliary basal body. Lineage: Eukaryota; Metazoa; Chordata; Mammalia; Artiodactyla; Suidae. The coding region runs from base 24 to 2162 and encodes 712 amino acids. The transcript has 14 exons. The record is from RefSeq and is a predicted model, not a curated record. Gene Ontology annotation, biological process: cilium assembly.